Dermacentor silvarum is the source of this 8979-nucleotide messenger RNA. RefSeq names its product phosphatidylinositol polyphosphate 5-phosphatase type IV (gene INPP5E). The record is from RefSeq and is a predicted model, not a curated record. NCBI's taxonomy places the organism in Eukaryota, Metazoa, Arthropoda, Arachnida, Ixodida, Ixodidae. Gene Ontology annotation, biological process: phosphatidylinositol dephosphorylation. The transcript has 12 exons. Gene Ontology annotation, molecular function: phosphatase activity. The coding region runs from base 205 to 1956 and encodes 583 amino acids.
UUUCGUCCGUGGUAUCGUCCGUCUUUGCCAGGGUCUUCGUCGUCUUUCGCGUGUCUGAUGCUUGAUUGUUUACUGCUCGCGUAGACUCUAACAGCGUAAAAAGUUAAUAUUGUGCCAAUCCGUUGUAUCUGGGCUUUUGACGUUGCUACCGUGCCCUUGGCAUUUAAUUGGACAUGUAAUUGCAGGUAAAAACUGUAUACCUGAAUGGAUCGAUUCCAAGCAGCCGGAAAAGAAGAUAACCCUCCCAAACGGCCCUCCCGCCUGACUUACCGAAAGGAAAGAAUUAAAGGCGGCACGAAAAAGAGUCAAAGCCUUCCUGUUAUAAAAACGCCUCUUGAGGAGCUCCGUCUAGUACACAACAACUCUGUUACAGCUUCACUAACACACGGCAGAGCAAGUUCGUCGUCAGAUGACGAAGCCUUUGAGCUUGCACCCAGCUCUUUGGCAGAAAAUAACUGCUCUUCUGACACACAGACGCCAUCGUUGCGACCUAAGAUGGAAUUGGUUCGUCUUUCUAGUCUUGUCAAGUGCCCAUCGUCCACCAGCCUGAAUCGACCUCUUAGUUUUGCAACGGAACAACUGCUACGCCAGACCAGUUGUGUGAGCACAGGCAGCCUCAAGUCCCUCAGUGAUGGUACUAAUGGUAAUUAUGGGAACAAACCUCAUCAGCUGGCUGCCCUAGCAAAAACUGAGUCAUCUACAGGAUCAACACGCUGCGUUACUGAGGUGAAGAAGCUGCACCAUUCUUGGACAGUUACAGGAAUGUCAGAAUUUCAGGACAGUGUUGACUUUCCCCCGGAUCAACCAAGUAUUCUCCCCAAAAUUUCAACUAAGGAUGCUCGCUUGAGGAGCUACUUGGUUGGAAAUGUCAGUGGCAAGGGUUCUCUGCUUGGUGAACAAGAACUAAAUCGUUACUUUCCGGACAGAAAGGUGAAUGUAUUUGUGGCUACCUGGAACAUGAAUGGAUUGGCAUCCCCUGCCAGCCUAGAUGACUUGCUACUCCCUAAAACAAUAGAGUAUGUACCAGAAAUUUAUGCUAUUGGUGUGCAAGAAGCCAUGAGUGACAGAAAGGAGUGGGAAACUAGACUUCAAUUCACGCUGGGUCCUUCGCAUGUUCUCUUCUACUCUGUCUCUUUGGGUGUCUUGAACCUCUCCAUCUUUUUGCGUCGGGAUCUGAUAUGGUUUUGCUCAGCGGCUGAAGAAGCAACAUACGCCACACGUACUGUUUCUUCUGUUAAGACAAAGGGAGCUGUCGCCAUCGCUUUCCAGUUUUUUGGGUCCUCAAUGUUGUUUAUCAACUCCCAUCUUGCAGCUCAUGAAAAAAGAGUUAAGGAACGUAUCCAGGAUUAUGAAAAGAUCUGUCAUCAGAUCGACUUACCAAAGCAAGCACAACUUAAGUUGCAGUACCAAAGCAAAGAUGUGACUGCAAGAUUUGACCAUGUAUUUUGGUGUGGCGACCUUAAUUUUCGACUUAUGAAUGAGCGUUCAACUGUUGUUGGUUUACUGAAGGAUCACCAUGAGGAUAAGCAAUCUACAUAUGAAAGACUCCUGAAAUUUGAUCAGCUGAGAAGUGCUAUGCAUGAUGGUCAGGCGUUCUUUGGCUUCCAAGAAGGAAAGAUAAAAUUUGGCCCUACUUACAAAUUUGAAGUUGGCUCAAGUCAGUUUGAUGGUGUGAAGCUUAGGGUGCCAUCAUAUACGGAUCGAAUACUUUAUAGAAGCAAGAGAAAAGGCCACAUAGAGUGCAUUCUUUAUGACUCAAUUCCACAAAUGCAAACCUCUGAUCAUCGACCAGUCUAUGGGCUCUAUGAGACGGUGGUUCGACCCGGAAGAGACAACACACGACUGUCAGCAGGCUUGUUCAACAGAGACAUCUAUUUAGAAGCUGUACGCAGGCGGGCUGCUGCUCUUGAAAUUCGACAGAGCCUUAAAGCCAGUCAAGUGUGUGCUGUAAUGUGAAAGCUUUUGAUGUGCUGUGCUAGAAGUGGGUUUUUCUCAUUCUGCAUGACUAUACACAAGUGUUGUGUUAUCCAGUUACAUUUUGGCUAGAUUUUAGACUGUCAGCUUGCACGAGUAAUGAGUAGUGCAGACAUUUCCUGUGGCACCUAUUACUGGUGAAUCUUUGAAGGUUAAUAGUAUUCCACAUCAUUUUGUUGUUUUGGACAAUACCUUAUUGUUCGGAGGCAGAGUUCUCACUAGUGCCUGCAUUCUUGUUUUAAUUUGCCAAAAUAAAUACUUUUUCUUUAGACAAUGAGAGCACAUUAGUACACUUGUGGUGUAUACCCUUUUGCUAUAGAAGUCUUCUUUUGCUCAUCCAUUAAUAUGUACAUGCAAAAACUUUUGUUAUGCAUACAAACAUAAAAAUAAAUAAAUAAAUAAAACAGGCCACAACAGCUGUAUGUAUGCAGUGUAGUGUACCUUGACCUGUUGAGGUAAAAAAAAAUGCAAAUGGCUGUGUGAUUCAAUAUUUAUAAUGGUAAACUGCUGACUUGAUGGUUCAUAUGAUUUCUCCAAGUUGAUAAUGAAAAUUUCUUUUAAUGCAGCUUUUUAAAUUAGUUUUAUUAUACUGUAAUAGAGUGACCAGGUUCUCUAGACUAAUGUGGGACACGGGGUAGUCUGUGCACUGUGAAGGGGGGGGGGGGGGGGGGUAAUGCAUAAGUGAACUUGAAGGCAGUUUUAUACUGUUAACAUAAAUUUAAGGGCUGAUUGGUGAGUUUUAUAGAUAUGCGGAAAGUUUGAACCCCAAUUCAGCUUUUAGGCUUAAUGCCAUUUUAUGUUUUUUAUACAUAGUGCUUCUGGAGCUGAUUCUUGGCUGAGAUGGGUGAAAAAUUGUUGUUUAGGGAACAUCCUGAAUGAGCCAUGCCUUGUAUGCAAGAGCACCAGUAACUGCAUCAUAGUUAUUUGACAUUACGUGAGAGCAUUAUGUUUCAGCCAUGAGCUUAGAUCUAAGCCUGUGCCCAUGACUGGCUGGUGGAGUAAGCUGUUAACCCCUUCUCUUACAGGCUAAUGGAAGUACUUUCUCAGUGUUUGCAACUCAACUGUGGGAGCUGUUGUGCACACUUCCUGUUCGGAAUUUAGCUUGGCAAUAUCUGUUUAACUGCAACAUUAUCAGUACGUGCAGUCUGAAGUGUUCCUGCCUUGUCGAUGCCAAGCUGUGCUUCAUAUUGCUCUCUUGUUGACACCACAGCUUGGCGCUAGGUAGUGGCGCAAGGUAGUCAGUGGGACAGUGUCAGGUGGCUGGGUGCACAGUUGUAAAAGUGGGACGUCUUGCAUAACUCUGGACACCUGAUUACUUUAGUUUAAACAUUUUCCUAAUGACAAGCUUAGCUUGUCAGUUCUUUUUUCUCAGGGUUUCUCACUGCAGAGUUUUCCUGGGGCAUAUUUAGAAUUACUGAAUGUUUCCUGACUAUCAGUUGAUCCGACCUGUAGCAUGGUAUGGCCAUGGUUGAUUACAAGGGGAAGGAUAUCUGACCUGUUUAUGUUUUUGCAUUCUUUUACUGCAAAAUAUGCGAAGACACUGCAACUUUUCCUUUGCUUCUCAUCAUGUCAGCAGUGCUAAUGAUCACGGCAUAUUUAUGACUUUUACUCACAUUAUUCUCAGAACUAAGCAUAGUUGCUGGGUGAUGCAGCAAACUAAUUUAGACCGUGUAUCAUUAUUUUUUGUGCUCCUCUAAAAAUAACAAUUUCCAACCAAUUUUAUUUUCUCUAGUGAGAUGUAAAGUUUACAUACUUAUAGCUCAGUGUUGUGAAUUGCUCACUUGUGCAAAGGUAGAGUCGUACAUUCCAAUCGUGUACUUUGAAUACUGGAUCAUUCCAUGCCAUGUGAUCCAGCAUUUUUUUCCCACAUUAUGGAUUUUGGUGAAAAACUGUAUACAUACUGGCAGCUGUAUGAACGUGAAUUUCCCGCAAUAUUCCAGCCAGCAAAAAUUUCCCUGUCAAGUGACAAAGCUUCCAUUUCCUGCGAAGCUUCCAUUUCCAUUUGGUCUACAUGUACUAUGUAACAUUAUCUUUCCGUCAUUGCUAAGUGACUGAUUUAUGCUAAUGCUGUUUUUUGCAAGCAUGCAAAUUGCUUCAAUUGUUGAAAUAUAAUUUGCUACAAAUAAUCAUGCAUAUUGGCAUGUGGUAGCUACGGUCAACGACACAGUAGCAAUACUGUACUAUAUAAUAUAACAUUUGUUAAGUGAUGAAAAGCAGUCACCCGAUAAAUAUAAACAAGUACACGUGUCAAUAUCAAAAGCAAUGGCAGAGAAACUUGUGGUCAGAAUUGAUUACUUCAGUGAUUUUUCUUGGGGAGAAUGCUAAAUCUAUGAGGUAAAGAAAGUAUGUCAGCUUAUGUGCUUGCAAUAAACUAAGUUCUAAAAAUAUUAUGUUUAUGGUUUGACAAUUUUGAAAGAAAUUGUAAAUGCUAUAAUUUUUAUAAAAAGGCAAUUUUCAAGCUGAAAGAUGUCGCAUUCGCUGUCGUACUAAAAAAUCUACAAUAAGCAGCUACUGUAUAUGUACAUGUUUUAGGACGAAUCUGUCAUAAAUGAGAGAAGUUACAAAACAUUAUUGCUGUUUUAAAUGUGAGAAAAUUUCUUAAAUGUAGUGUCACAAAAAACAUCAAUUUUGUAUGGCUGCCCACUGGCAUAUACAUCAGCAGGCUGGGAAAUUUUGUGCAAGUGGACACUUACUACUUUAGACAUUAAGGUCGACUUACUUUUAGUUUCGUAAGAGACCUUGGCUGUAGAUUGGAAUGCUUUUCCUAAUAGUACCUUGUACCACCAUAAAAACUUACAUGGGGACUUCUUUGUGUUGUGAAUGUGACCCGGCCUACUACUGGUUGCAAUCAUGUCCAGAUAAGGUCAUACAUUUUUACACACUUUGGUGUUAUCAAAAGUGUUGUAAAAUAAUGUCAUCUGCUUUUUAGGCAGACGUUGCCAUGAUCCUAACUGUAGCUCUUGCUUUGUUGAAAGUGACGCUGGUGAUAACAUGUAAUUUAAACAAAAUUCUCACGUUGGAAAAAUAUAGGUUCCCGUAACUUUUGUCUUUGUAGGACAUAUCCUAAAGUGUGCAGAACUUUUUUUUAGAUUUUUUAUUCUGACCAUCAGUGUGACUUUUUCCACCUUGAAAACUCUUUUUUGUUGAAAAGAACGGCAUUUGAGAUUGUUUUUAUGCAGACUAAAUGAAAUAUUUGAAGCAUACAUUUUUAAAAUAUGGUUUACUAUAUGGUUUAUGGCAUACAUUUUUAAAUAUGGUUAUCAACACAUACAUUUCUCACCUUGCAAAUUAAGCAUUGUUAAAAAAAAAAGAUCAAUUUCGACCGCACAUUUCUGUAUCAUAAUUGCUUAAUAUACUUGAAUGUUAAAAAAAAACAAAGAAACUACAUUUUAACAGUUAGAGCAACUCGCAUACUUGCAAAAGGCAGCAUGCAUGUACAGGGGCGUAGCCAGGGGGGGUGCUGAUGGGGCUUCAGCCCCACUCCUGAAAUUGGGGGUGGUGGUUGACAGCACCGCCACUGGCGCCGGGAAUCAUUCUGGAUUUUGUCUACAGUGCAUUUUUCACGCUCGAAAAGACAUUUCGGUGCGAAUAUUGCGAACUCGGGCUGGAUUUUGUGGCAACGCCCAUGCAGCUGGAGUCGGGCGGGAUUGACACAGCACGAUGAGAAAUUAACUACAAUAAUGUAUGUUUUAACUUUUGGCAAGAAAUUUUCUCUUGCAAUAUUUUGUCAUCUCUGAAACAGGGAAUAGAGUAACUGAUAAAAUCUGAAGUUCAAAUACAUAUCUGUGUAAACGACUAUUGACAUGUGCGCGCACAUGAGCAUUCCUGCUGAGCAGCUGUGUGCAUACACUGGUGUGAGCGGAAUCAGGGUGACCACCUUCUUACUAGCGAAAUGCGGGACAUGCUGAUCGGGCGGGAUUGACACAGCACGAUGAGAAAUUAACUACAAUAAUGUAUGUUUUAACUUUUGGCAAGAAAUUUUCUCUUGCAAUAUUUUGUCAUCUCUGAAACAGGGAAUAGAGUAACUGAUAAAAUCUGAAGUUCAAAUACAUAUCUGUGUAAACGACUAUUUUUUGCAUCACUGUAAUGUGCUUCGACAUGAAACAAAGUUAUUAAUAUAUCAACAUAAAAAUUCAGCAACCAGCAACAAAUUCAACCGGGGGCCCACAUCGGGGGGAAAGGCGGGACGGCGCACGCAGCUGGCGCCAGAAGCAUUCGUCGCCACUGUGAACCACGCAGCUAGCUGACUUUUUCGGAAGCUUGGAGUGCUUGCAGUUAACACGUCCUCAAACAGGGUGGCCAGAUGUUCAUGACCAAAAAUUUAUGCCGAUUUAGCAGUAAAUGCAAAAGAAAUGCGCUAGGGCAUUACGUCGCAUCUCUCUGAAGUCCUGGAUCCGAUUCAAACCGUGUUCACCACAUUGCAAAGUGCUGUGCAAGAGCUCGCUCGGCACACGUCCUGCCUCUUCGAGGAUCGAAGUGCAACUGACGGUGGUUCGGAGCAGACCACCGUCAGUUGCACUAUAUAUAUAUAUAUACGUAUAUAUAUGUAUAUAUACAUACAUAAGUACAUAUAUGCGUGCAUACAUAUAUCUACCGCAUGACCAGCUUCCCAUACACACUUUUUUCCACUUUGACACUCCUAAUGCUAACGUAUUAAAACAAUAAGUCACACACCGGAAGCACAGAGGUGCAGAAAUACUUAAUUUGAUGGAAUCUUACGUCCGCAAGCUGUAGUUGUAAUAUAUGUACUUAUUCUGUACAAAGUGCUGCAGAUCAAGAACAAAUGCAUUGUGAAAUGCUUGGAGUGAGACUUCUAUGACUGCCUUGCUUGCGUAGCUUCCCUUCUAUGUAUGAAAUGGAGUAUAGAAGAUACGCAUAUAUUGUGGACCUACUUCUGCACUAUGUCACUUGUAAAGACAUUUGACUUGUAAAAAAGCACGAAAACCUGUCAAGUGAACUACCCUUCACUUUUUGUCCAAGCCUCUUCCGUUUCCCCAUGGAAAUGGAAUGAAAUAAAACUAAAAUGAGACAUCAUCUUGCGAAAAAUGGAAGCUUCGCCAUAUGAUAAUAAAUUCUUCGAUGGCUAAAAUAAACAGAAUUCGUUCACACAGCCAUGAACAUAUAGAAUAUUUUAACUGGAAUAUGUUAUGGUCAAAAAUGCUGGAUCACUUGGUGUGGAAUUAUUCUCUGCCACUGCAUUGUAAACAUCUUCAAAAAAUGUUGUGGAAUGUCUUUACGCCUGCAUUGCUGGUUUUUUCUCUCUCUCUAUACAUAGCAUCAAGCAGUCUUUUUCUGAAGCAUAUUUUUCCCUACCUUUGGCUUUGGAAAUUGGUCCCUUCUUUCACACAAUUACACACACACAAGAUAAGCACUGGAAUUUCUCCCUGCUCUUUACCACAAACUAAAAUAAGUGCUCUGUAUGUCUAGAAAACAGAAUGCUCUUUUGCUCCAUAUGCAAAAACUCUGCUUUCUAUGUGUCUUAGAAACAUUGGUAUAGUAGUCAGUAAAUGAAACUUUCCAUUUAGAUGAAGAUGAAUUCUGUCAAUGUAUACACAUCAUCUGUGCAUUGUUUUAAUCCGGAGUCCCCCACUAUGGCGUGUGUAAUAAUCAGAUCAUGGUUCUGGUACGUAAAACCCUAGAUUUUUUUUCCCCCAUGCAUUGUAUUGCAAGUUCAUGACAUACCUAUUUUUAGUGUGUGCUUUAGUAUUUCGUUUUCCCAGUUUCACAGCAUGCGACUUUUUAUGGAUGCAUUGUGCCUUGACAAUACAUUCUUUAACCCUGUUAUGCCCAAGGCUUGUUGAAAGCCCAAAAUGAAAAAUGGCCAAAACAGUACAGUGAAAUCUUGAUAUAAUGAACUUUAGGGGACUGCAGCAAAUUGUUUAUUCCAAAACGUCGUUAUAGUGAAAGCCACAAAAUUACCAUUCCGUCACCAUAUGAGUUUACAAAAACGUCGCUUUUGGCUCGUGCUGUUGCUAUUCUCCAUAGAUUCUGCCGCCACGCACCACCGAGCACCGUAUAGCAAGAGUGGCGCGUGUAAAACAGACGCUGAGAAAACCACUGACAAAGACGAAACUCUAUGUUGCCUCUAAAGCGCAAAGUUUUUUUUUUUUCACAUUCCUUGCUGUAGACACUGCAACUGUCGCCUCCGCAAUAGAAAAAAAAAAAAAGUCCCCUCCUGCAUUUUUCUCCUCUGGUGCCGUCUCAUGUUUUCCAAACCCAUGCGCCGUGGCGUCCACUUUCUGUGCCUUGUCUGCUAGCCUAUUGUUACAGCUGCCGUGAAGGAUACACGGAAAUCUUAAAAUUCUCCAGAUUUCAGAAUAUCAAUUUGUAGUACUGAGGUAUUGUUAACACGACACGGAAACUGAAUAGUGAUCAUUAUUCUGAAAAGUUUAUUAAUCUGGUGUUCGUAGUAAUGAGGUUCCACUGUAAUUGGUGUCAUAAUAUUAUCACAUGAAUUGUACACCUUCAGCACCACACACUGAUAAGUAUAUCCAAGCAAUUGUACCAUGAAAACUGAACUGGCCUCUUGCCAGAUCUGUAAAGAAACAUUUACUUUGUUGCGAAUGUACCAAAUGUACCAAUCCAUUCGAAGCUGUGUGUGUGUGAACAUGAAAACAGCAGCAGAAGUGCAGCUAAAGAAGGAAAUUCACUUUCUGUGGAUAUCAUUACAAGUGAAUUCUCUUUGACCAGCCUGUUGAAGAAAGUUUUGCUGCUUUUCCUUUAUGUGCUUAAUACGCUAAUGGUGUUGGUGUGUGGUGCAGAUGGGCUUGUCCCCAUAGCAUAACACUGAAGCUAUGAAAUUUUCAUGCUUGUGUUUGCAUUAUCAGAUUGCUAUGUAUGUUGAUGGAAUUCUGCACUACAGGGGCCACAAUAUUGUGCAGCGUAUUGCCAAACCAUAUAGGAAGACAUGCUAAGAGUUUUUGUGAACACUUCUAUCAUUAUGCAAACCAUGUGUCACUUUCUAUACUUUUUUUGGUUACCAGCAAUAAAACUACAAAAAAGAAA